This is a messenger RNA of Ruditapes philippinarum (Manila clam), 2672 nucleotides long. RefSeq lists its product as uncharacterized. Gene Ontology annotation, molecular function: ubiquitin-protein transferase activity. The record is from RefSeq and is a predicted model, not a curated record. Lineage: Eukaryota; Metazoa; Mollusca; Bivalvia; Venerida; Veneridae.
GACAGUGUGCCAGACAAGCCUGGGAGGAUGGCUCUGUUAGAGGCUGGGCUUGGUGAAAAACGUAUUAGCAUGAUAAAGAACAAGGAUCCAGAAUACCUUAGAAAUAUUCUGUACGAGAGUUAUGACAAGCUUAAAGAUGGAGGAGCGUUUGAGCUAUUAAGAACUGCACCCACAACAAGACUUCUGCUAGAAAAAAUAUUAAUGCCAGCCUCAGGGUACUCAUCAAACUAUUUGAGUGAUGAAAGUGGCCUUGGAGGGGCCAUUUGUUACAUUAGACCAGUUCAAAGUAAUCUGUCACUUGAUCCUGUUCAACAGGUUGAGCCAAAUGAAGACUGUAUUAAAGAAUUUUGCAAAGGCUGUGGGGAGGCAGUUCCUGUUGUAUCUUUAAAGGAGCAUGUGCAAAUGUGCUAUACAGGCUCUGAAGAAUUGGAGGAAAAGGCAAAGGGACCCAGAAAAGAUAGGCCCAUAUGUGAUUUUGUAUGUGUGAAUCCAAAGGCAGACAAUACAGCUGAUGAGAAAGAGAAUGGCAUGUGCCCAAUCUGUAGCAAGAAGGUUGUUGUAGACUUAUUACCAGAGCAUGCUGAUUUGUGCUGCCAGUCGGAUGACCAUGUUGCAGAGAAAGAUAUGUUCAAAACAUUUGAAGAGUUUGUCUCAUCAAAAGCACUAAAUUCAGACAAAUGUUGGGACAUUUCUGUUUUGAGAAGACUGCUUGUCCAGCAAGCAAUGGCAGAAAUGGAACAGGCUCCAGAGGAAGAAUGGUCAAGAAAACUGGCCAUUACAUUUGUUGGAGAAGACGGUGUUGAUGCUGGAGGGUUGUCCAGAGAGUUUUUUUCUAUAUUAUUUGAACAAUCUCCAGUCUUUGAGGAUAAUUUAUUUAGCUUUGACUCUUCUCUUCUUGAGAAAAAGCAGUAUUAUUACAUGGGAAGGAUGGUUGUAAUGGGCAUCCUUAGCGGGCAUCCUGGGCCAAGAAACCUGCAAAAACAUGUUGUGGAUUACAUCAUCUAUGGAAAAGUCAACACCUCUGACAUACCAGAUGAUCAAAUUGAACGGGCUGAUGCACUUUGUGCUAUGAAAGAGAUUUCAGACUCUGUGGAUGAAAACAUUAUUGAAAAGUACAGUGACCUGCUAGAAGUGUGUGGAUUUAGGAAACUCUUGACUAAGGAAAAUAGACUAGAUGCUGUGUCAGCUAUUAAAAGUUAUUACCUUUUCAACAGAUUCUUUCCUUGUACUCUUCAGUUUAUGGAAGGUCUUCGUCUUCAUGGAAUGCUUUCCAUGAUGCAGAAGUUUACUUCAGCGGGAACAACCUUCCUGGUCAAGACACUAAAUGAGGAUGCUUCAGUUAUCAAGGAGUUUUUCAAGCCAGUGUAUUCUACAGAGGGACGAGAGAAGGAAGCAGAAGAAGUUGUGGUUUUCAACUUCCACCAAUUUCUCAAAAAGCUAGAACGUGGCCAGAUUUCAAGUACAUGGAUAGAUGUUGAAAAUGGGUCGUCAGAAGUUAUUGAAUUGACUAUGAGCAACAUGUUGCAGGCACUCAUAGGGUGCAGAUACCUUCCGAGAGGCUUUGGAGAAGGCAUCAUGUCAUUUGACCACAAAAGUAAAAAUUUCACAACUGUCAACACCUGUGCACCAUCCAUCAAUUUCAGCAGAAUAUCAGAGAUUGUAAACUAUGAUUCAUUUGAAGAAUUAAUGAAAAAUAUUAUUAUUGGAUCAUAUGGAUUUGGAAGAGAAUGAGUAUUUAGAAGAAAUAAGAUUUCUUAUUUAGUAUUCAUCUACACAAAAUUUAUAUUCUUGACGCAUUGAAACAUUGGCAAAAUGUCUGGCAAAUACUAAUCAGUGUUCUUAAUGAUGAUCUUCUAUUUACUAGGUACUGUUAACCACAAAAAAGAAUAUUAAAUGUAAGAAUGCUCAUUUCUCAAAUAUCAAUUAAGUUUUGAAUAUUUCUUAAAACUUAUGUUUGAGUGGAUGAUAUUUUACUAGGUAGCCUUACUAGUUACUACAUUUUAGAUGAAGUGGAUGUGUCGCUUGAUGCUAAAAUAAAGUGCUGAUACAUGUAGACUUAAAUUUUGUUGACUUAAUAUUGACAUUCUGGAAGUUCUUUGUGUCAUAAAGAUGAGUUUUUAAUAAGUAUUAGGCGCCUAGUCGUAAAGCAAUAUGAAAAAAUAGAACUGAAAGUGAUAAUCAAAUUUUUACAUGUUUAACCUGUUUAGGAAACAUGCUAGUAACUGUCAAUUAAUAGGAAAGAAACCUUUACUAAGAAUCUGUGGUAAAAUAUGUUCUCUAUUAACCAUAAUCAGUAUCCAUUCAUGAUCUGUAACAUUUGUUGUUUGACAUUUACAUGUGUUUUCACAGACACCUUUGAGAUGUAUUUGUUUUAACUGUGUUGGACUUAGAAGCCAUAUAAAUGUUAAAAUAGAAUUCUUCACAAUAGAAUAUGCAGAGAAUUAUAUUAUUAAAGUCAUGAAUUCAUAUUAAAGACGGUUGUUUUUAUCCCUCAUCAAUAUUUGUCAAAGGUAUAUAGAAAUAUUGGUAGGCUGUCAGAUCAGACACUGAUCAAAGGUUCUCCAGUGCCAAGUAUAACUAACUGUAACAAAUGUCUUACUAUCUGCAAGGUAGGGAACAAAUGACAAUGAAAUCCUUUCAGACUAAACUGCCACAAGUUACCGGCCAUUGGA